Messenger RNA from Anoplophora glabripennis (Asian longhorned beetle), 301 nucleotides. Its product is annotated as glycine-rich protein 2-like. The transcript is spliced from 5 exons. The record is from RefSeq and is a predicted model, not a curated record. NCBI's taxonomy places the organism in Eukaryota, Metazoa, Arthropoda, Insecta, Coleoptera, Cerambycidae. The coding region runs from base 26 to 274 and encodes 82 amino acids.
UACGAAGACGAAGCAAGCCAUAAUAAUGAAGGCCUUCUGUAUCUUUUUCCUUUUGGUACUUACAAUUGCUUUCGUGAGUGGGGGAUACCUCAGAGGAGGGCUUAGCAGCGGAUAUGGAGCAACUGGAGUAGGUGGGGGCUAUGAAGUUGGCUCUUCAGUCGGGGUCGUUACUGCGGGAUACAGUGGAGGAGCAGGAUAUGGUGGUGCUGCGGGAUAUGGUGGUGAACUAGCUAGAGGUUAUGAUUAUGGAAAAUUAUCCUCAAACAUUACUUAAUGUUCUUAAUUCAUUCCUGUAUAAGAC